GAAGUGGUUCACAGUUCUGGUACCGGGGUUGUUUAUCAUUCAGUGGAUAUUAUUUUAGGCAACAAUGAAUUUUCUGCGGUCAUUAUUUGGUUCAGGUCGGGCAGCAAAAUACGUAAAACAAUUCGUAGGUUCAGAUCACCUAGGAAAUAAAUAUUAUGAGAUUCAAUCAAGAACAACUGCAUUUGGUGGACAGAGAAAAGCACGAAGAUUAGUAGAACUAUCAACAAAAUUCCAUGAAUACGAGCCAGAUUCAAUUCCGAUAGAGUGGGAUUCAUGGAUCAGGAGAAAAAGAGACAACCCACCGACAAUGGAAGAGGUUUUUGGUAGAGAGAAGAACACAGAAAUCAGAAAAACUCGAGCCAUGGAAGUCGACCAGCGAGACAAAGAGCUACAACAGAAGGCACGUGAAGAGGGCUUGAUAGCUGACUCGGCUCACACCAUACCAAAAGGACAUGCAUCUGCCAAAGUCUAUCAAAACAUUGAUAAGUCAUCUGAUGCUACCACAACGGGAAGCGAGUUUCAGCCAGGUGCAUGGGAGCCACCAGGAAAGAAAUAACUGUGCAUCUAUUAUGACCAAUGUUCAAUGUAUUCAGGGAUACCAGCAAAGAGACUUGAUUAUUAAAAUCAAUUGUUUUGGACACAUGGGUACCAUUACAUGCAAUUUACUACAUAGGAUGGAUGCUACAAAGAAAGUUUUGACACUACAUUUUUUGUAUUCUUUAAGACUUUUCAAAUGAUAUUUUAAAAGUUGAAUGGGGAACUUUUUGUAUGUAGAACCUUUCAAUCUAAUCUAAAGUGAGUUUAACAAAUUACGGGGAAAUUUUGAUAUGACUAAAAUACAUUUAUAUAGCAAAGUUGAACUGGUUCACUACAAAUAAUGUUGAAUU
Saccoglossus kowalevskii is the source of this 887-nucleotide messenger RNA. Its product is annotated as NADH dehydrogenase [ubiquinone] 1 alpha subcomplex assembly factor 2-like. The record is from RefSeq and is a predicted model, not a curated record. Lineage: Eukaryota; Metazoa; Hemichordata; Enteropneusta; Harrimaniidae. Gene Ontology annotation, cellular component: respiratory chain complex I; membrane; mitochondrion. Gene Ontology annotation, biological process: mitochondrial respiratory chain complex I assembly.